AUGGAUGAUGAUUUAAGCAACAUCAAGAUGGAGAUACCGUCAUUCUUUGGUAAGAGUGAUGCGGAAGCUUACCUACAGUGGGAGCAGAAAACUGACAUGGUAUUUGAAUGCCAUCGGUAUUCGGAGAACAAGAAGUUGAAGCUGGCCACUGCAAAGUUCAGCGAGUACGCAUUGGCAUGGUGGAGCCAACUUGGCAUAUCCCGGAGGAGAAAUGGAGAGCAUGCUAUAGACACUUGGACUGAGCUGAAGAUGAUCAUGAGGCGUAGGUUCGUGCCUACCACCUACCACCGUGACAUUCAUCAGCGAUUAUCCCGACUUAUACAAGGUAGCAAGAGCGUGGAAGAUUACUUCAAGGAUAUGGAGAUGCUUAUGACUCGUGCUAAUGUGGAAGAGGAAGACGAGGCUACCAUGGCUAGGUUCAUCGGUGGGUUGAACCAAGACAUCCAGGAUCGAGUGGACACAUGUCAAGGUCGGGGACACUAUGCCAGAGACUGUCCUAACAAGAAGGUAAUGGUGAUUCGAGCGGAUGGAGAAAUCGAGACUGAGUCAGAAGGUGAGGAAGUGACAGAGAAGAUGGUGGUUGAUUCUGACGAUGAUUAUGUGGAGUACGGAGCAGCAAGAGGAGAUCUCCUAGUCGCAAGGAGAGCCCUUAACCUGCAAGUCAAAGAAGAGGCCAGCGUGCAACGGGAAAAUAUUUUCUAUACCCGAGGGAUUGUGCAGAACAAAGUCUGCAGCAUUAUCAUAGAUGGCGGGAGUUGUACUAACGUGGCAAGCACAUUACUGGUCGAGAAGCUGAAGUUGCCAACAACGAGUCAUCCAAAGCCUUACAAGCUUCAGUGGCUCAAUGAGAGCGGUGAGACCAAGGUGAGGAGGCAGGUUCAAAUACCCUUCACCAUUGGGGGGUAUGUAGAUGAAGUUCUCUGCGACGUUGUCCCAAUGCAAGCAGCACACAUAUUAUUGGGUAGACCAUGGCAGUUCGACACUCGAGCUCACCAUGAUGGCUUCACCAACAGGUAUUCAUUCGAGUUUAAGGGACAAAAGAUCCAGCUGACACCUCUCACGCCGAAGGAGGUGUAUGAGGAUCAGGUCAGACUACUCAAGUCAGAAAAGCAAAAGGCAAUGACGAGUAAAAUUGAGAAGGGGCAGAGAGCGGAUGGUGCGACUCAAAGUGUCAACCCGAGUGAUAUUAGUGAGACCCCACUCGUGACAGCGAGUGUUCUAUUUUCUACUAAAGCGAGAGAUCUCAAGAGAGCAUUGGUUACGCAUCAGCAGAUCCUUGUAAUUGUGUAUAAGGAUGUGUUAUUGACUAACGAGGCGAUAUCUACUUUGCAUGUUGUAGUGUCCUCGGUUUUGCAGGAUUAUGAAGAUGUGUUCCCCGAGGAUGUACCCGACGGUUUGCCCCCGCUUCGAGGGAUAGAGCACCAGAUAGACUUUGUGCCAGGAGCCACCAUCCUGAACAAGCCGGCAUACAGAACCAACCCGGAGGAAACAAAGGAGCUCCAACGACAAGUGACUGAGCUCAUGGAGAGGGGAUACGUGAGAGAGAGUAUGUCACCCUGCGCUGUACCAGUUAUACUCGUGCCUAAGAAGGAUGGGUCUUGGAGGAUGUGUGUUGAUUGCCGAGCGUUCAACAAUAUCACGGUAAAGUAUCGUCAUCCCAUCCCUAGGUUAGAUGAUAUGCUUGAUGAGUUACAUGGGUCCACUGUGUUUUCUAAGAUAGAUUUGAAGAGUGGAUACCAUCAGAUUAGGAUGCGAGAGGGGGACGAGUGGAAAACUGUGUUUAAGACAAAGCUAGGAUUGUACGAAUGGUUCAUAGGCAAGUUUGUGGUUGUAUACUUUGACGAUAUUCUAGUGUACAGUCGAUCGAUAGAAGAGCAUGUAGAGCAUCUUAGGGUUGUCCUAAGUGUUUUGAGGGAGGAGAAACUUUAUGCUAACAUGAAGAAGUGCUCGUUUUUUUCUGAUAAGCUUGCCUUCCUAGGAUUUGUCGUGAGUGCACAGGGUAUACAGGUCGAUGAAGAAAAGAUCGAGGCUAUCAAAAGCUGGCCGAGCCCGAAGACAGUGGGAGAAGUGCGCAGUUUCCAUGGACUAGCGGGAUUCUACCGGAGGUUCGUCAAGAACUUUAGCACUAUAGCCGCACCUUUGACACAGAUCAUCAAGAAAGACGUAGGUUUUCAGUGGGGGGCGGUGCAAGAAGAAGCCUUCCAAACUCUCAAAGCUAAGUUGAUUAAUUCUCCUCUACUCACAUUACCAGAUUUCACUAAGACGUUCGAAAUAGAAUGCGAUGCUUCAAGAAUCGGUAUUGGUGCUGUUUUGAUGCAGGAGAAGCGACCAGUAGCGUACUUCAGUGAGAAACUAAGUGGGGCACAACUGAGCUACCCCACCUACGACAAGGAGAUGUAUGCACUUGUGCGCGCGUUACAAACGUGGCAGCACUAUCUUUGGCCCAAGGAGUUCGUGAUCCAUACAGAUCAUGAGUCACUCAAGCAUCUCAAGGGUCAACACAAGCUCAAUCGAAGACAUGCAAAGUGGGUGGAGUUCCUAGAGACCUUUCCAUAUGUUAUCCGAUACAAACAAGGUAAGGAAAACAUAGUAGCUGAUGCCUUGUCUAGGCGUUACACAUUGAUAUCUACCUUGGAUGCUAGGUUGCUAGGAUUUGAACACAUCAAGGAAUUGUAUGAAUCUGAUCUUGAUUUUUCUGAUGUGUUUAUGGCUUGUGCCAAGGCUGCAAUGUUGGCUAUUGGUGGCACUCCUUCCUUGAUCUCAUAUGCCGGUGAUGGUUCCGAAGGAUGA
Tarenaya hassleriana is the source of this 2790-nucleotide messenger RNA. RefSeq lists its product as uncharacterized. NCBI's taxonomy places the organism in Eukaryota, Viridiplantae, Streptophyta, Magnoliopsida, Brassicales, Cleomaceae. The transcript has 4 exons. Bases 1 to 2790 code for a protein of 929 amino acids. The record is from RefSeq and is a predicted model, not a curated record.